Chironomus riparius is the source of this 2732-nucleotide messenger RNA. Lineage: Eukaryota; Metazoa; Arthropoda; Insecta; Diptera; Chironomidae. The record is from the annotation of a GenBank genome assembly.
GUGACUUCAUACCGAUUUUAGUAAACAGAACCAAAUUUUGCAAGAUAAUUCAUUAAUUACAGUACAUUUUAACUUAUAAAGUUAUUUUUCUAUGUGUAAACUGAUUGUUUUUGACAGAAACAGUAAAAUAUAUCCACUAAAUGUGUUAAAUUAGAAGCAACAAAAAAUUUGGUUAAAAGUUCCGCAUUGUCGUAUUAGAAGAAUUGUAAAAUAUUCGCCGGAAAUAAAAUAACAGUCAAUUUUCAAGAUCCAGGAUAUAUAAUCAAUUCAGAAAACUCGUUAUUUACGCACAACAAACAUUUUUAUGUCCAAAAUAUGUCACUUCCAGAGCAAACGCGCAACAUUGGUUCAAAAUGGGACAUUGUCAUCAAGCAAAUGAAAAAGAACCAGAAAAAGCUGUCAAUUAAGAAUUCCAGCAAUGAAAUCAGAGUUGUACAGACAAUAUAUGAGACAAAAAUUAAAAAGUUUAUUUCUUGCUUUCUUGAUGACUUGACACCAGCAUUAAAAAAAUCAUCACAGCUUAGUGAAGAGAUCAGAAGCGAAGGAAAUAAGAUUUACAAAAGAAAUGACCAAAACGUUAAUUUAUUUGAAUCUGCAUUUCUUUAUACGCUUGCAUUAAAGUGUUCUGAGAAUGACAGCGACUUAUCUUUUGCUCAUGGGAAUCGAGCUGCCGCUUUAAUGAGACUUGGAUUUAAUAAAGUCGCUCGAAAUGACUGCGAGGAAGCUAUAAAAUUAAAUCAUCCUGAUCCGUUUAAAAUUUACGAAAGAAUGUGUUCAUUAUCAAAUGGCUGCAUAAAAGACAUGCGAAAGAAUGUAGCAGAACUUGAAAAGUACGCGAAAAAAGGUUCAAAGCAGUCUAAAGAAAUUCUUCAAAAAUACAAGACACGAUUAAAAGCUAUGGAAAAAGAAACCUAUGUUGACGACGAGGAACAAGAGGAACUAAAUAAGCUUACUUUGGAUGACCAAAGCAAAGAUGAGCUUAAAGUCAAGCAAAUGAAUUCAGAAUCGCUAGGAAGAUAUGUCGUUGCUCAUAAAGAGAUUAAAACGGAUGAGAUCAUUUAUAAUGAGAUACCAUUUGCGUUCGUACCGGUCCAUAAUUACGGCGUUAAGAAAUACUUCAACACGGAUUGCGAAAAUUGUGCUCUAGUCAAUGUCUGGCCUUUCUUGUGUUUAGAAUGCAGGCAUUCGACUUAUUGUUCAAGUCAAUGUCGAGAUGAGCAUUUUAAAAUUCACAAAUACGAAUGUGAAGGAUAUAAAAAGAAUCUUUUCUUCGAAAUCGGUAUUGCUCAUUUAUCCUUGCGAGUGCUUUUAGUCGGCUUUCCAUCGCUCAUAUCAAAACUUGAACUUUUUGCUGAUCAAGAGAAGUUGAAGAAAGAUCCAGAAAAGAUUUUUGAACAACUUAUUGAUUUAUCGUCCGAAUUUUAUCAUGACUAUUUUGGAGAAAACAGCAGUUCAGAAUUUCAGGAAUAUGCUCGAGUUUUGUGCCUUCAACCUAAUCUGUUUCGUGACAACACGUUCUUAAUGAGAAAUAUGCCCUAUGUUUAUACUGCGUACAUGCUUACAAUCUACCUUAGAGAAUGUACGACCUUCUUCCAAGAUUUUCUAUCGAGCAAAAUAAAGGAUUUACUAGAUGACAGUGGAUGGGAUUUAUUGAUUAGUGCCUUAAUCUUGCGACAUAUUGGUCAGUUAGUGUCAAAUGGUCACGCAAUCGUAGAUUUUCGACAGAAUGUCUUCACUACUGACGCAUUAAAGCUUAUGUUACUUAAAAAUCAACCCAAUGGCGGUGGCUUGCAUCUACUGUUAAAGUCUCAGCGUGUCUUUACUGGAAUUUUCCCACGAAUCUCGAUGUUGAAUCAUAGUUGUGAACCGAACAUCAGAAAUGUUUUUGAAGGAAGGAUGUUAACAAUCUUUGCAGCGAGUGAUAUUCCUGAAAAUGGUGAGAUUUUUAAUUGCUAUGGUCCUCACUGGAAGUUGAUGUCUUUUCAAGAACGGCAAGACACUCUUAAGCUGCAAUAUAAUUUUGAAUGCAAAUGUACAAAGUGCUUGCAGACGAAUGAUGAAUAUAGAUUUAACAAUUCAAUUUUGUGCCGAAAGUGUAACAGGAGAUUAUUCUAUCCCGAUAAAAAGCUGUCAUCUGAUGACAAUGACGAUUAUUCAGACGAAGAUGAUGGAAGUGAUGAAAAUUUCCGUCUUCGUUGUGACGAUUGCAGAAAAGUCCACGAUAAUGUUCACAUGAAGAAAUUCUUCUCCUUAUUAGCUCAACAGUCUGAUUCUAAUUUUACAAUGAAUCAGCUUUACACGACAUAUUUAUCUGCUAUUUUUGGCAUGGGAUCAUUAGACGAGAUUCGUUAUCACAUGACUGAAAUGAUGCUCCAUACUCUCAUCACUAAUAGAAAUUCUAUCAACAUGCAGAAUGCAAAUAUCCCCUUAACAUUGAGUUUCGAGCUUCUAAACGUAAAGGAAAACCUUUACGGACCAUAUAGUGUUGAGUUUCUUGAGGCAGGCUUCUUCUUUCUAGAUGUCGUGUCAAUUUUAAUCGAUAAAGGUGUCAUCACAGAAAGGAACAACAACCAGCUCAUUGAGCAAACAUUAAAGAAGUUUUUAGUAUCUACAGAAAUCUGUUCAUCAAACAUUAAGGCAAUUAUUCGAAAUUAUAUUUCACGUUAUUGCUAUGUCUGUGUAAAUGAGUAAUAAAAGUCUUAUUUUCUUUUAAAGUAUUGUAUAAAAAUCAA